Molecule: messenger RNA, 3541 nt
Organism: Menidia menidia (Atlantic silverside)
Lineage: Eukaryota; Metazoa; Chordata; Actinopteri; Atheriniformes; Atherinopsidae
Source: the annotation of a GenBank genome assembly
AUCCGACGUUUAAAGUGUGUGUGUGUGUGUAUGUGUUUGGGGGGUGGGGUGGGGUGGUGGUGGUGGUGGGGUGGGAGCUCUUUAAGGUGAGGGCCUGAAUAGACAGCAGCAGAGAUCAAGACUCUUUUCAGGUGUCACACGGAGAUGGAUUCGUCUCCGGCUUGAAUGUUGUGGUGCGGAUGUUGGAUUUCUCUGUGCCUUGUUUGCAUUUCCAUGGUUUACCUGUAACAGACGGGUUUUAUGUGUAAAGCAGGCCCGAAAACACACACGAGCUCAGAGGGCUGGUUUAGAGGAAAGGAAAGCACCGUUUCCUGUAAUCCGUAUCACGUCAGCCCUUGUUUUCUUGUGUGGAAAUCACCAAGGUGUUGUCAUCUUUGCCUGCAGCAUCCUCUUGGUUUUUCUGGAAUUUGCCUUCAUGCUGCAUUAAUAAGCAAUACUCAUCAUCUGUCAGGGAGACUCAUCUAAUUUGGGAGCCGGGUUGGCAUACUGAGACUGAUCUUUAAGGACGGCCCGGGGUCCUUUUUAUCUUGUUGUCACAGCUGAUUCUGAGAGCGUGUCGGGUUUCGUUUAGGAGGCAGAAGCCUAGAGGUCUGGUAGAAGUGGGGAGAACUCCCGGUGUAUGCCUGCCUGCGCCACGAUGGCCUCCGACAUGGCUGAAACGUGGAGGAACUGUUUCGAGGAGGAGCUCAUCUGCCCCAUUUGCCUGCACGUGUUCUCGGAUCCCAUCCAGCUGCCCUGCAAGCACAACUUCUGCCGGGGCUGCAUCAGCGAGGCCUGGGCCAAAGAGUCCUCGCUGGCCCGCUGCCCCGAGUGCAAUCACGCUUACGCCCAGAAGCCCAGCCUGGAGAAGAACCACAAGCUGUCCAACAUCGUGGAGAAGUACAACGCCCUGAGCGUGGAGAAGGCCGGCACGCCGGCGCCGCAGUGCAUCCUGUGCCGGCGGGGCCCGCCGCUCCCCGCCGUCAAGGUGUGCCUGCGCUGCAACGCGCCCUGCUGCCAGUCCCACGUCCAGACGCACCUGCAGCAGCCCUGCUCGGCGCUGGGGCACCUGCUGGUGGAGGCGGAGGCGGUGAAGGCCUGGACCUGCCCGCAGCACGACGAGUACCGGCUGUACCACUGCGAGGCCGAGCAGACGGCCGUGUGCCAGUACUGCUGCUUCGCCCGCUGCCACCCCAGCCACGGCCACGCCGUCACCGACGUGGAGCUGCGCCGCAACGACAUCAGACAAAACCUGCUGAGGCAGCAGGAGCGCGUGGAGGAGCGAGUGCAGGAGAUCGAAGAGCAGCUCUGCAAGCUGGACUCCGACAAGUGUGUGGUGGAGGACAGGGUGUGCGAGCUGAAAGAGGAGGUGCGCCUGCAGUACCAGCGGAUGCACCAGCUCCUGGAGGAGGACCUGGGCCGCACGCUGGAAGCCCUGGACCGGGCCCAGGCCCGCUUCUGCCAGGAGAACGCCGCCCAGGUCCUGGCUCUGGGAGAGCAGCGCCACGAGGCCCAGAAGCUGCUGAGCUCCAUCCACACGGCCUUCGGGAAGGCGGAGGAGCUGAGCUUCAUGAAGAACACCAAGCCCGUCAAAAUCCUCGCGGACAGGUCUCAGGCGUGUGUGGGCAGCAGUCUCCCUCCGUACAAAGUCGGAAACCUGAACUCUAAGCUGUUUAUCUCCGAGAUCUCAAAACGAGAGAAGAGCUUAAAAAGAACGCUGGAAGCUCCCCUCACCCCUCCGUCGGCCUUCCUGCAGUCCGUUCCCGCCUUUCCCAGCGGCCAGGGCUCCGGCUCCGGCGCCGAGAAGCGCAAACAUUCCAGUGCCUUCCCAGAAGGAACCGGAAGCACUGGAAAAACCCCCGGUCCAGGUUUUAAAGACUCGUCCUCCUCUUCCUCCUCCUCCUCCUCCUCAUCGUUAGCCAAGCAGCCCUACCUGGGCUCUGGCUCCGCCUCUGGAGAAGGCCAGUCGGCCAAUCAGCAGCCCCUGGGCCCCUGCGCCCCGCCUCACAUCGGCGAGAGCGGCGGCGGCGGGAGCGGGAGCGGCUCGCUGAGCAGCCACCACUCCAGCUCGGUGUUCGGCUCCUCGCACUUCCCCCCCGGGGGCAGCAGCUCCUCGCACUCCUCCCAGCAGGCCGUGCUCCCGCAGUACGGCGGCCGCAAGAUCCUGGUGUGCACCAUGGAUAACUGCUACUGCUCCGGGGUGCCCUCGGUGUCGGGCCACCGCGGCCACCCCCCGUACCCGCGCUCGGGCUCCUUCCCCUGGGUCAGCCCCCAGGACUACCCCCCUCCCCCGGGCCUGGCCUCCGGAGGGCCGUCCAUGCAGGGCCUGGCAGUGAGGGACUGGAUCGACGCCUCACAGACGCACAGACACGCCGACUUCUACGGGCUGUACGGGCAGCCCUCCACAAAGCACUACGUCACCAGUUAACAGGGCAGACACACACACUCCACGAUGGCGACAGGCACCAAAACAGCACACCUCUACCGUCUUAUUAACCUCGGUUUGAAGAAGAAAAAAAAACGAAAAACAAAACACAACUUCAGUUACGCUACACACACACAUUAAAUAAGUAUUUAUAUCUGAACACACUGAGAUAGAACAUGUACACACAAUCGGGGGGCAGGGUUUGUCUUUUCUUCCUUUUGUUCCUUUCUUUUAUUUCCAAUCAGUGAAUCAUGUAGUGUAUAUUAUAGGUGAGACGGAUAAGAGCCCGCUGCUCCCACCGGCUCGGCAUUUAACACAUAAAUAAGGAACGACGAAGACGGAGGGACGACAUGGGUCUUUUAUUUAUAGAGUAGGGGACUGCUCGAGUGAAAACGAACUCUUAUCGGUUCUUGGCGGGAAAAGGGACGGCGGCGGCGGGGGCGCGCUCCCCAGCGUCCAGCUGGCCGCUGGCACCGCCCCACCGGUCACACUGAGGCCAACUGCCUUACGUUAUCAGCCUGAUAUUUUUCUCCACACUGCUGACUCCGUUUGAUAAAAGGGGGGGGGGGGGCCCCCCCCCCUUUUUGUGCCUCUUUGUUUUUUUCCUCUUGGGCACCUCUUCCUUUCUUUGCUGAUUUAGGGGAGGAUCGUAAAACUUUAAACAAAAAAAAAAAAAAACGCUCUUCCAUGGAAUACCCACAACGCACUUGCGGGUGCCUUCCUAUGCCGAGACUACAGACGCCCACCCCCGCGGAGGGACGACAGGGUUGCGUCUGAAGGGCUGGUAAACUCUCCAGGCUUCUGUAUUUUUGAGAAUUUUAGUUUGUUUACCCCUUCGUUCCCCCUUCCUGCAGCCUCUGACGGACAGCAAACCUUAGGAAGACUUUCCUUUUAGUGAUGACUAUGGCUUUGUGUUCUUUGGUACACCUGUAUGUGUCACACUUGUCCACAGAGACUAUUUGAUUGUAGAGAAAAGGGCAAGGCCGAACAGACCAAACCAAUCGAGCAUCCGGACGACCUGAGGAUGCUGUAAUUGUACUUCCUGCAGGGCAAAGAUGUCACUUCCUCUCAAUAAGCACACGAGCUCUUGGCUUCCUGUUUGCUGCUGAAGACAUGCAAGGAAGUUGUUUUGUUUUU